AUGCAAAACCAAAGUUUUGUAACUGAGUUCGUCUUCCUGGGGCUUUCACAGAAUCCAAAUGUUCAAAAAAUAGUGUUUGUUGUAUUUUUGUUUGUCUAUAUUGCCACCAUCGGGGGCAACACUCUAAUUUUAGUAACGAUUCUCAGUAGCCCUGCUCUACUGGGAUCCCCCAUGUACUUCUUCCUGGUUUUCUUGUCCUUCAUAGAUGCAUGCUACUCCUCCGUCAUAACCCCAAAGAUGAUAGUGGACUCCCUCCAUGAGAGGAAAACCAUCUCCUUUGAAGGCUGCAUGAUGCAGCUUUUUGCUGAACAUUUCUUGGCUGGGGCAGAGGCGAUAGUCCUCACAGCCAUGGCCUAUGAUCGGUAUGUGGCCAUUUGCAAGCCUUUGCAUUACUCUUCCAUCAUGAACCGCAGGGUUUGUGGCAUUAUGAUGAAAGUAGCCUGGGCAGGGGGCUUCUUGCAUUCCAUGAUAGAAAUACUAUUUAUUAUCCCGUUGCCCUUUUGUGGUCCCAAUGUCAUCGAUCACUUCUUAUGUGACUUGCAUUCAUUACUGGCGCUUGCCUGCACUGACACUCACGUCUUUGGCUUUUAUGCCCUAGCCAACAGUGGGGUUUUCUGCAUUAUAAUCUUCUCUUUGUUGCUUGUCUCCUAUGCUGUCAUCUUGUUCUCUCUGAGAACUCAUAGUUCCGAAGGGCGCAGAAAAGCUCUGUCUACCUGUGGAUCUCACAUUGCUAUUGUGGUUUUGUUUUUUGUCCCAUGCAUGUUUGUAUAUGCACGACCUCCAUCUACUUUCUCCUCUGAGAAAAUUGUGACAGUAGUUUACACCAUCCUGACUCCCUUAUUCAAUCCUCUGAUUUAUACUUUCAGGAAUAAGGAGGUAAAAAAUGGCAUGAAGAAAGUAUUGAAGAGAUUACUGGUGACUUCUGAUGGAAAAUAA
Molecule: messenger RNA, 936 nt
Organism: Microcebus murinus (gray mouse lemur)
Lineage: Eukaryota; Metazoa; Chordata; Mammalia; Primates; Cheirogaleidae
Product: olfactory receptor 4C15-like
Biological process (GO): G protein-coupled receptor signaling pathway
Cellular component (GO): membrane
Molecular function (GO): G protein-coupled receptor activity; olfactory receptor activity
Source: RefSeq, a predicted model, not a curated record